Molecule: messenger RNA, 4543 nt
Organism: Myotis daubentonii (Daubenton's bat)
Lineage: Eukaryota; Metazoa; Chordata; Mammalia; Chiroptera; Vespertilionidae
Gene: TMTC2
Product: transmembrane O-mannosyltransferase targeting cadherins 2
Biological process (GO): protein O-linked glycosylation via mannose
Cellular component (GO): endoplasmic reticulum membrane
Molecular function (GO): mannosyltransferase activity; protein binding
Source: RefSeq, a predicted model, not a curated record
CAGCCGGGGGUGGGGGUGGUGUGGGCGGGGCCUGAGGGCGUCGGGGCGGAGAAAGGGGCUGAGCAAACUCGGGAAGGAGGGUUGGCCACGCAGGCGCGGGGGCAGCGCCGAGAACCCCACGCGGGAGCUUCUAGUCUCCAACCACCGCUCCUCACUUCACGGGAGAAGGGGCUGGGACUGGCCGAGAGCUAAUAAAGAGUGAAUGAGCUGCAGCCGCUGUGGCGGCCGGAGUCAGCCCGAGCGGCACCCGAUCCUUGCGCUCGGGAGGCGGCGAGGGGAGGCGGGUCGUCUCGUCCCUCCCACCCGCCCCUCUUUCUCUCUCUUCCUCCAGCUGGUGGUCCCAGAGCCCGGCUCGGACCGGUCCUUCGGCCCCCAUCCCGCACUCUUCCGCCUCCUCCGCGUCCCCACUCCUCACCUAGGGCGCCCCGAAUGGCCAUGGGUUAGGGCGGGGGCCUCGGGCAGCGGGGAAGACCAGCCCGGUGCCUCCGCCGGAGGGCGCGUAGCCCGAACGCCGCUCGGGCGCCGGGCAUGGGGAGCGCGGUGUGAGCCCGCACCCCGGGAGGACGCCGGAGCCGCGGCGACGGGCCGAGGUGGAGGAAGAGCGCGUGGAUUGGGAGGACCCAAGGGAGGAAGGGAGGGAGAGAAGGGAGGGUGGGGAAGCGAGGGAAAAGUGAAGCUGGGAGGAGAAGGCGGAGGAAGGUGGGGAUUGAUGCUUCUGUUUUUUGUUGCCGCUGCUGCCCUCGCGCUGGGAGCCGAGCCGGAGGGAAGGCGGUGGAGAGAUGAUUGCAGAGUUGGUGAGCAGCGCUCUGGGGCUCGCCUUGUAUCUCAACACCCUAAGCGCGGAUUUCUGCUAUGAUGACAGCCGUGCUAUCAAGACUAAUCAGGACCUUCUCCCAGAAACGCCAUGGACGCACAUUUUCUACAAUGAUUUCUGGGGGACUCUUCUAACCCACAGUGGCAGCCACAAGUCCUACCGGCCACUCUGCACGCUUUCUUUUCGCCUGAACCAUGCCAUCGGAGGGCUGAAUCCCUGGAGCUACCAUCUUGUCAAUAUCCUACUGCAUGCGGCAGUCACUGGUCUCUUCACGAGCUUCUCCAAGAUACUCCUUGGGGACGGAUACUGGACCUUCAUGGCGGGCUUGAUGUUCGCCUCUCACCCCAUCCACACGGAGGCCGUGGCAGGAAUCGUGGGUCGGGCCGAUGUCGGGGCCAGUCUCUUCUUUCUCCUCUCCUUGCUCUGCUACAUUAAACACUGCUCUACCAGAGGCUACUCAGCCAGGACGUGGGGCUGGUUCCUGGGGACAGGGCUGUGUGCGGGAUGCAGCAUGCUGUGGAAGGAACAAGGAGUGACUGUUCUGGCAGUCUCAGCAGUUUACGAUGUCUUCGUCUUUCACAGGCUGAAAAUGAAACAGAUCCUACCUACCAUUUACAAAGGGAAGAAUUUGUCUCUUUUCCUCAGCAUUAGUUUGUUAACUCUCUGGGGGACUUCCCUUUUGGGUGCCCGUUUAUACUGGAUGGGAAACAAACCACCAAGCUUUUCCAACUCGGACAACCCAGCUGCUGAUUCUGAUAGUCUCCUGGCUCGCACACUCACCUUCUUCUACUUGCCAACCAAGAACCUCUGGCUGUUACUCUGCCCUGAUACCCUCAGUUUUGAUUGGUCAAUGGAUGCCGUGCCUCUGCUCAAAACAGUUUGUGAUUGGAGAAACCUACACACUGUGGCCUUCUAUAGUGGACUCCUCCUCCUUGCCUACUGUGGUUUAAAGAGCCCAAGCCUGGAAAGAGAAUACUAUGGGAAAUUUGUAACAAAUGGCAAGCAGAAUGCAAAUGGACAUAGCUGCCAUUCAGAUGUGGAGUACCGGAACUCAGAGAUUAAGCCCAGCUUUGCAUCCAAAGUAGAAAAUGGCAUUAAAAAUAACGUACCACAGACAGCACCACUUCCUUCUACAGAGAACGUUGUUGUACUGUCUUUAUCUUUGUUAAUCAUACCCUUUGUUCCUGCCACGAACCUGUUUUUCUAUGUCGGCUUUGUAAUUGCAGAGCGAGUAUUGUAUAUUCCUAGCAUGGGCUUCUGCCUCCUCAUUACAGUGGGUGCCAGAGCCCUGUAUGUCAGAGUCCAGAAGCGGUUUCUCAAGAGCUUGAUUUUUUAUGCUACAGCUACAUUAAUUGUUUUCUAUGGACUCAAGACUGCAAUCAGGAAUGGAGACUGGCAGAAUGAGGAAAUGCUGUAUAGGUCAGGGAUAAAAGUAAACCCAGCUAAAGCAUGGGGUAACCUUGGAAAUGUUCUGAAGAGUCAGAGCAAAAUUUCCGAAGCUGAAAGCGCCUAUAGGAAUGCUUUGUACUACCGUAGCAACAUGGCUGACAUGCUUUAUAAUUUAGGGUUACUCCUGCAGGAGAACAGCAGGUUUGCAGAAGCGCUACAUUAUUAUAAACUGGCGAUCGGGAGCAGGCCUACACUGGCUUCUGCAUAUUUAAACACCGGUAUUAUUCUGAUGAACCAAGGAAAGACCGAAGAAGCCCGACGUACAUUCCUAAAGUGUUCUGAGAUCCCUGAUGAAAACCUGAAGGACCCUCACGCGCAUAAGAGCUCGGUGACCAGCUGUCUGUACAACCUGGGAAAACUCUACCACGAGCAGGGACGCUAUGAGGAAGCCCUUAGUGUAUAUAAAGAAGCAAUUCAGAAAAUGCCAAGGCAGUUUGCUCCACAGAGCUUGUACAACAUGAUGGGUGAAGCGUACAUGCGGUUAAGCAAACUCCCGGAGGCAGAGCAUUGGUAUAUGGAAUCACUGAGAUCCAAGACUGACCACAUUCCUGCUCAUCUCACCUAUGGGAAACUCCUAGCUCUAACGGGUCGUAAGAGUGAGGCUGAAAAGUUCUUCUUGAAGGCUAUUGAGCUGGAUCCCACCAAAGGAAACUGUUACAUGCAUUAUGGUCAGUUUCUUCUGGAAGAAGCUCGCCUGUUAGAAGCAGCCGAGAUGGCAAAAAAAGCAGCAGAACUGGACAGCACAGAGUUUGAUGUGGUCUUCAAUGCUGCCCACAUGCUCAGACAGGCCAGCCUCAAUGAAGCAGCCGAGAAGUAUUAUGAUCUGGCAGCAAGGCUGAGGCCCAAUUAUCCGGCUGCGCUGAUGAACCUGGGAGCCAUCCUGCACCUGAACGGCCGGCUGCACAAGGCCGAGGCCAACUACCUGCGGGCGCUGCAGCUCAAGCCGGACGACGUCAUCACGCAGUCCAAUCUCCGCAAACUCUGGAACAUCAUGGAAAAGCAAGGCUUAAAGACUUCCAAGACCUGACACAGGCAGCGUCUCUUCCUCCUCCACAUUCUCCAGCUGGCUUCCUUAACCAACAGGACUUCCCAGCGGGGCUAGGACAAGAGCUGGUUUGGACUUCAAGGCCAGGGCAGAGGUCACCGAGGUCACUGCCUCUUCUGGGAAUAUCCACUUAGCUGUUGGCACAGCCUUUAACACCAAAAACGGGGGUGGGGGGGGGGUGGGGGGGGAGAUUUGGAAACCUCCUGAAGGAUGUAAUUGUUACCCAUAGAACUAAACCAGAGCACUUAACAAAGGAUCUCUUGGCCUUCUGAAAGAGGGACGGCGUCUAACUUCCAAAAUGUGUGCAUUUUUGAAAGCUAAUUGAGAAAUUAUAUUGUUUCCUAAACACUGUGAGAGGAAGCCAGAGUGUCCAUUCAGCCACGGUAAACUAUGAAGGUCAGUGUGCAUAAGAGAGAUUAACCGUAGUGUGAGCCCAGGGAGCCGGCAGUCAUCCUGAUGUGCUGCCUUCCCUCUCUGGGACAGCCUGCUCACCAAAAGUCUGCAACUUAGAAAACGCCUUUUUUUUUUUUUAAUACGAUGUCAGGACCUGUGAGAGUCUACACUUGUUUCCUGACUAGUGCACAUGCCGCAUUAUGAUUUGGAUGUCAGUCUUCACUUUCUUGGGAAUCAUUUGCUUUUCAUGAUCUGAAAAGGAUAUGCAGCGUAGCGAAAACCCCAUUUCACACUGGUAUUGUAGGAGGGGCCAGGGAGGCCUCAUACUUGUCAGGCAGGCAUUUUUUACUUUAAAGUCGCCAAUAUUUAUCCCCCCCCCACACACACACACAAAAAUGAAAGAAAGAAAGAAAGAAAGAAAGAAAGAAAGAAAGAAAGAAAGAAAGAAAGAAAGAAAGAAAGAAAGAAAGAAAGAACUGCCUAGGAGAAUUCAUUGUGUUAAUUCUUAGGCUUUUGAAAUUGCCUUUUUAAAUGGCUAUUCCUGGUUAAUGCACAUGCUUAUAUAAGGAUUAUAACAAAAGGAAGCUUAAAGGUGUUCUAGCUCCAAUAACUAACCAGCAGCCAUUAGACAUAAGGGAAGGUGCUUUGUGCUUUCCAGAUGUUACUGGUUAAAAAAACAAGUCUGCUCGAAGGAGCGUAUAAUGAUGGUUACCAAUGACUUUAUAUUUGGGAAAUGUUAUUAUGAAAUGCUAAUAUCUUUCUAAUAGGUACCAGAACAGUAAUGCUGAUACGGUUUUAAGGAAUUGUUUUUAUCAUAUUUUUCAUAUUUUGCUCUUCCCCCC